This is a messenger RNA of Trichomonas vaginalis G3, 708 nucleotides long. RefSeq lists its product as uncharacterized. The transcript has a single exon. NCBI's taxonomy places the organism in Eukaryota, Parabasalia, Trichomonadida, Trichomonadidae. The record is from RefSeq and is a predicted model, not a curated record. The coding region runs from base 1 to 708 and encodes 235 amino acids.
AUGACUUCAGCAAUGCGUGAACUCGCUGCGAUUUCGCACGACAUUCGUAAAAUCGGAUUCAGAAAGCUUCCUCGCAAUAUCGAGCGUGCUGCUGUAAUUUUCAUGCGCGGAAAGUCACAUUUAAAUCUCGAAGGAUCAAAAGAAAGCCUCAAAUUCGGAAAACUUGCUAAAUACAUGUACUGUGAAGUUUUUGUAAUGACAGAUGCUACAGUCGAUGACUUCAUCGAAGUUAUGCGCCACUUCGUUACAGAAACAAAGCAGGUUUUGCUUUGCUUCACAGUUGCUAACAAAGUUAACGAUAAAUCAUCUACUGGUCCAACAGAAAUUCCAUUUGUUGGUGGCAGUGUCGAUCCAGAAUUAUUAUUCGAUUUAGGUAACUCAAUCCAAGCUGGCGUUAAAUUAUUCUACUUUAUUGAUGGUAUCAAUGAUCCAAAGAACUGGGAUCCUAAGGCAAAUGGUAGCACAAAACCAGGUCUUUACUUCAUGGCACCUUAUGCAGAUACUAAAGCGACUGAUAUCAUCCAAUUUGAUUCAAACCAGGAGGGAUUCUUCUCAUUACACCUUAACAAAGUCAUUAAGGCCUUCCCAGAAGAAUCAUUCGGUGAAAUCGCUCGUGUCUUAGAAGAACAGAUCGAACCAUUCGGUCUUAAGGUCUUUGCUGCUGCAAACCCACCAUCUGCUUUGUCUGAAAAAGAAUGCUUCGUUUAA